GGCGCAUAACGAAAGGCCCUACACCCAAGGUUACAGUACAACCUUACUUCUGACUUCUGAGCCGCAAGCUUCAUCUCCCACCAUGACAUCGCCGAAGCUACCACCCAUCGCGGACAUCAUGGCGCUGCCAACAAAGGAUCGAGCUGCCAUCCUGGACUUGCUCUUCGAGCCAAGCACGCAGCUCCAUACGCUCUCCGUCCCUCUUCUGCAUGAAAAGCAGUUCGAGAGCUACGCCGACCUCAUUUCGGCUGUGGGUGUCCAACUCACCGAUCUGGCAGAGUCUGCCUCGUCUUCAGAUACGGAGUGGCUCGAGAGCAUCUUAGGCUCGCACCCACGUCUUGGUGCGAAGAAGGUGGAAAGUGCGCAGUCUCAAGCCGAGCAGGCGCAGCUCCAAGGGACGGCAGAUGAGACCGAGCAGCUCCUCGCGCUUAACGAAGAGUAUGAGAGAAAGUAUCCUGGCCUGCGUUAUGUUGUUUUCGUGAACGGAAGGAAUCGAUCGGUGAUAAUGGAUGAUAUGCGUCAACGAAUCGCAAACAGUGACCUAGAGUCGGAAAGAUUGGCUGCCAUUAAGGCUAUGUGUGAGAUCGCAGCUGACAGAGCAAGCAAACUAUCUUCUGAGCUGCUCGCCUAAUGGAUGAAUUACAGAAUUCGGAACAGCAAUGUGUUCGGCCGUGCCUGUGACGCCUCGUCCAUUCUUUAGCCGUAUGUGAAUCUACCACGAAUGCGCAAUAAGUUCUGCCGAGGUGCAUGCCU
Molecule: messenger RNA, 753 nt
Organism: Sphaerulina musiva SO2202
Lineage: Eukaryota; Fungi; Ascomycota; Dothideomycetes; Mycosphaerellales; Mycosphaerellaceae
Exons: 2
Coding region: 83-631 (182 amino acids)
Source: RefSeq, a predicted model, not a curated record